AUGCCAGACGUGACAAAGUCAAAAAAUGGCCCAAAACGGGCUCGCCUACCGGCAUCAGACAAGAGGUACCCUCGGAAAAGAGGUUUAACGGCAUGUCAUGUAUGCCGCGCCAGGAAGACAAAGUGCGACAACGUGCAGCCUACAUGUGGGUUUUGUGCAUCAUUGAAUAUUCCUUGUUCUUACGAUAACGCUGAGAGGAAUCUUUCGCAAUUUGAUCCAGCUAGUUUGGAAAUCCUUCGCCAAUUGGGGCAGAUCAUCAGUACCCAAAAUGAACUUACACACACAGUUCGGUCUAUCGCCGCAUCCCAAUCUCAUGUAGCAUUGGGGCCAGGUGCAUCUCAAGAUCAACUACGCUUCCACGGUAGUCUAAGCACAGAUGAAACAGUACAACCGCAGCAUGAGCUUCACCUGACAGACUGGUUUGCAGGACAGUCAGAUUCAGCUUCAACAACGCCAUCCUCAUCCGCAAGUGCAGCUGCAGUUCAAUGGUUCGGAAUUCUAGCUAAUGACGCCCCAAACGAAGAAGUCCCAGUUCCAGAUGCGCUGCAGGGCGAUCUUCUUGAUACAUCUCCAGAUGGUCAAACCGAAAGCGACAUCACUCCAUUACAGAGAGCGACAAGGGCCAUUGACACACAACCAGGGAUAUCCAACAGACGAACCAGUCGCAAUUCGAAAGUCCCUGAGGAGAGCCUAUGGCAGGCUUCUGGGGGUAUAUCACUACUCGAUCAAGAGCAGGACCUGUUUCGGAACUUUUUGCAUAGGAUAUGCUCAUGGCUUGACUUGUUCGAUCCAGCCAGAACCUUCUCCACAAGAGUGCCGCAUCUCGCUGUGCGAAAUGCAGGUCUUCUCAACGCCAUCCUUGCAUUAUCAAGCUACCAUCGGUCUCUCGAUGAAGGCAUUCCACCGAAUCAGCGUCCUGACCAGAAUAUAGCCUUGCAGUAUUACUACCAAACGUUACACUAUGUUCAAAAGGCCAUGCAGUACUCAACGUAUCAGAACAGCCAGGAACUAAUGGCUACGACGCUCAUGGUGUCAACGUAUGAAAUGUUACGCGGAUCACGACAAGACUGGCAGAAGCACCUUCAAGGCGUAUUUCGGAUACUAAGAUCAAGGCAGAUUGAAGUAGAAACGUCAAGUCUUGAAAGUACGACGUGGUGGGCCUGGCUACGACAAGAUAUAUGGGUUGCUUUUCGCGAGAAGAGGAGGACGUAUACUUCAAGAGCUGUCUGGAUCAUGGCGCAGGUCAUUAAUUUCUGUGCCGUCGACUCAUCGAUUGAGAUGGAAGGUGGCAUGGUGGGGAGGAUAAGCUGGGCAAAGGCUCUGAAGAACAUGUUGAUUGAAUGGCAGUCUCAUUUGACGGUUGAGUUCUCGCCAUUGCCUACCAUGGGCCACUAUGGGACCGAAAUCUUCAAACCGCAUCUCAUACAUCCGCAAUGCUUUGGACUUGCGGUGCAGCUUCAUCAUUGCUCCCGGAUCCUCAUUGCAGCUCACGAGCCACAACUUGACGGUAUACAAGGUCUGCUAAAGCUUCAAAAGGAAACGCAACAGAGUAUCGAUAUAGUCUGUGGAAUUGGCAUGACUCUCAACGAAGACGCGCCAAGCAUGUUGUCCUCACAAUGUCUCUUCAUCGCUGGUAUGUUUAUGCAAGAUCCUCGUCAGAAGGAGGCCGUCUUGGAGAUGUUGGAUUCUUGUCAGAAGAGAUGCGGAUGGCCCACGCCUUCACUCAGGUCAGAGCUGGAAGAGAUUUGGAAUAAUCCUGAUGCUCUUUGUGAUAGUCAAACUUGA
Molecule: messenger RNA, 1785 nt
Organism: Fusarium venenatum
Lineage: Eukaryota; Fungi; Ascomycota; Sordariomycetes; Hypocreales; Nectriaceae
Source: RefSeq, a predicted model, not a curated record